Molecule: messenger RNA, 741 nt
Organism: Kogia breviceps (pygmy sperm whale)
Lineage: Eukaryota; Metazoa; Chordata; Mammalia; Artiodactyla; Physeteridae
Source: RefSeq, a predicted model, not a curated record
AUGCAGGCGGCAGACGCGGACGCAGGCACAGGCAGGAUGGCAGGCGGCGCUGAAAGCCUGGGCAGCCAGGGGGGCAGGGCCGGCCCUUGCAACGGGGGUGCUGCUGCCGCUGCAGACAACGGAGCUCUGUGUGUCGCGCCGGCACAGAACUCUCCGGGACCGGGUGGACACCCUGCACCCACGGAGCGGCCACGCGUAUUCGCCCUAAGUGUGCCUUUCCCGUCCACCUUGGAGGCGGAGAUCGCCCGUGGCUCCCUGGCCCCAGAUACCGAACUGCACCAUGGGACUGUUGGGAAGGAGCUCACAGUAAGCGGCAGCGUCCUGUCGGUCCACUGGAGAGCUGAAGAUUCCCACAUCCUCCAAACUUCCAUCGUCACCUUUCUUGACCAGCUUUCUCUGGUGAUACGGACCAUGCAGCGCUUUGGGCCCCCUGUUGCACGCUAAGCCAGGGCUAGAGAAAGGGAUUAAGGUCUAAACUUGUGCUCCUUUCUAGACAGUGCAUCCCUCCUAGGGCAGAGAUUCCUGUAGUAGUUGCCACUUUAUUAUGGGGUCCUCAUCUUUGCCUCUACUGGCCCUUGGGUGCUGAGGGUUCACUAGUCUUGUUGGGUGCUUAAAUGUUUCUUAACUACUGAAAAUAAAACUGAGCUACAAAAAAAAAAAGUCUACAAAUAAUAAAUGCUGGAGAGGGUGUGGAGAAAAGGGAACCCUCUUGCACUGUUGGUGGGAAUGUAAAUUGAUACA